UAUCUGUGGAACGAACACCAUCAGCAGUAGCACUUAGCGGGCAAGUUGACAAGCACUAGGUGACUAGAUCGUCCAACCACUCCAAUCGAGGGUAUGUACUGAGCCAUUUCUUGAUAUCGAAGGCCCCCUGCAUUGAUCGUUUCGAUCUUUCUCAAUUCCCAACAGUCAUACGUGUAAUCUAAGCUUUAGAAUGCACCGACACCCCGUGGAUAAUCUCGAGGACAUCAUCAACUGCAAGUAGUGGCUGACCACUCCUGCGUGAAUGCUUCGCAGUCAGCCUCCACUGAAUCAGUUGUUAUAUUUCAUGGCUGCUCUUCAAGUUGAUAACGUCCCACCAACUUCCUCUUUUCAGUGAUUGCCAUGCGUUUCACCAACAGAUCUUCGUCUAUGCCUGUCUCUUCCGUCCCUCUCGCCAAAUCCCAGACUCCCAUUCGGCGUGUAACUUCUCUCUUGCGUUCUCCGCUUCAAAUCGGUAUACAUUCCCGUCCACGUUCACACUCUACGGACACUGUAAGGCCAUCAAUCAGUCGCCCCCUUUAUUACACUCCUCCCCCCGCGGUCGCUCUUCAGACCGCGUCUCUAUCCACCGACAGUAUCAUCAUUACAUCCUUCCAACGUGCACCGUUCUGCUGCCAUGAGGACCUUGUUACCAUGCCUCGCCCUGAACUUGUGCGGGUUGCUCAGAACAUCAAUUCACGUCUGCCAAAGGCACUGCAAAUUGCAUGUGGUGAUGAUGUGGAAGAUGCAGAUAUUCGGAGAGCGAUAGAAGUCCUAACUGGGAUCCGCGCAGAGACAGCACGAGAAUCAGUCCCACCCGUUCCAGGCGCACCUAGGGCGGUACGGAUAAAGAGCAUGAAUGCGAUAUUAGAUGAAGCACCCUGGGAUGUGGAUAUUGACUCGAGUACAAUGGACGAACGAGCUAUGGUUACUCCUUCUAGCCCGCUUGCCAUGCGUCGCCCGCGCUUGGAAAUGCUCAGGGAGGAACAAGAACAGGAGGAACCUUUGAAAAAACGAAGGCGUGCUUCACCAGAGAACGCCAAUACCCCACCUGGUCGUGUGCCUACUACGUCGGGCUCACGCCUCCUCGAGAGUCUUGACGUUUCAGCCUCUCCUCUGCUUGCGUCAGACAGCAGCGAGGUCGUUAGCUCCAUGACCAGCACUCAAGGGAAUGUACAGCGUCGACGCAGUGCUCGUCUCUCCAGAAACAACUCCCACCCGCGCGAAGUUGUAAUUCGCCUCCCCUUUGCAUCUUCACCCACAGCACAACCUACCCGCCUGCUCCGUUCGCACUCCCAAAGGACAAGCCUUACAACGCCUAUGCAGGUCUCGAAGCUCAAGCGAGCUCAAUCCGAUGCCAAUGUCACUCUUACACGCCCCAAGUACCAUUUUCGACGCGGGCGCGCUACACCCAAAGUUGUCGAUCCUGCCGAAUUCGUGCUAGAUGCUGAGAAGACAAUGCAGGUGCUACCGAUGAUCCCCACAGGGUCUAGGCUCGCAGUCGAUUUUCUCACUCCUAGGGCCCGUAGUGCGAGCGCAUCAACUACGGCCUCGCAGAAGAAGAGUGAAAUUGGGUCAAGGGUCGUGGAGGCGAUGGGGGAGAUGGUGGUAUGAGUUGGAGCACGCCUGAUGCAUGGCGUUGUCCAGUUCCGGAAGCUGAGGAGUCUCGAGUCAUGCGGUAUAUUCAUUUGUACUAGGA
Molecule: messenger RNA, 1696 nt
Organism: Suillus discolor
Lineage: Eukaryota; Fungi; Basidiomycota; Agaricomycetes; Boletales; Suillaceae
Exons: 1
Coding region: 361-1611 (416 amino acids)
Source: RefSeq, a predicted model, not a curated record